Molecule: messenger RNA, 6093 nt
Organism: Pomacea canaliculata
Lineage: Eukaryota; Metazoa; Mollusca; Gastropoda; Architaenioglossa; Ampullariidae
Product: fez family zinc finger protein 2-like
Exons: 3
Coding region: 170-1498 (442 amino acids)
Biological process (GO): regulation of transcription by RNA polymerase II
Cellular component (GO): chromosome
Molecular function (GO): chromatin insulator sequence binding
Source: RefSeq, a predicted model, not a curated record
CUUGCAGGCACGGACACAUCUCAGACAUGUGACUUUGACCAAGAACUGAGUGAAAAAAGGACAGAGCGUUCUUCGCAGAGAAGCAGCCAUUGGAGAUAUAAUCUGCACCCUUUUGAAGGAUCUGUGACAGUAAAGAGGGAACCACAGCCAGAAACCAUUAUCAUUGAAGAUGAUGACAGUGAUCAAGACCCUUUCAUGUCCAGUCAAGUCUGAUACCCAGCAUGCAGUCACUGCUGGUCAACACUUGUCAUCAGACCAGGACAUCUUGAAGGUCAAAGUGUAUAAGGAUGAGCGUUGUGACUGUGCAGUGUGUGGAGAGGUACUUCAUGGUCAGAGAGCACUGACUGUGCAUCUACGUGCUCACCAGAUUGCAUUCGAGAGCACAUGCCAUAUUUGCCAGACAGACAACCUUACUCUUGAAGCUCUUCAGCUUCACUUGCGCUUGAUGCACAGUCCCUGCAUUUUCCCAUUGCCAGCUUCAGUGACUACAGAAGGACUUGUUGGGCGAGCUGUGCUGCCAGCUCUUGCCUCCAGACAGGGCUCAUUGUCUGCAAUAGCAUCUCUGGUCAACAUGGCCAGCUCUCAGAUGAUGGGGGGAUCGGCUGCAGCAGGGGCAGCUAUGGAUCCUGGUGCAGCAUUUGGUGUCAGCGGUGGUGCACUAGGAGCUGCAGCUGCGACAUCUAACAACAGAAUAGCACAGGUAGUAGAGCAGCUGUUUGGUUUUCAGAAUCUGAUGGUAAAGUGUGAUACAUGUGAUCUGCUUUUUUCCUCAAAGCAGGCUUUAUCGGAGCAUGUUGCUAUCAUACAUGGAAUGCAUGCACUAAAAACUGGGAUAAGACAAGAAACCAGUUGCGAGUUGGAAAGAGAUGAUACCAGAUGUGAUGAUACUAGACAGGAAGACAAUGAGCAGUCCUCACAUGAAAAUGCAGAUUUUACCUGUUUUGAUUGUAGCCAGGCAUUUGUUACAUAUACCAUGCUAACUCAGCAUUGCAUACAGCAGCAUGGCAGCACAGCAGUGCCCAGCCAUGGCAGCUGCACUCUGUGUCACAAGACAUUUGACAUGUGGAAGACUUUACGUACCCACUAUACAGUGUUUCAUCGAAUUUCCUGCUUUUGUGAAAGCUGUAAGCAGGGAUUUACCUCCUCAGAGGAGCUAAAGACACACUAUGAAACCCAUACUCAUGAAACACGCAGCAUUGCCUUUGUCUGUGACAUCUGCAAUAAAGGUUUUUACUCUCAGUCUCAGUGUAGUGCCCACAAGCGCAGUCAUAUUUCUGAGAAGAGCUUUGCUUGUCAGGUGUGCGGCAGUGCAUUUUUCAAGCGGGGUGAUUUGUCCAAACACUUUCGCACUGUACAUGCCCCAAAUAGAGUUUUUGCUUGUAGAUUUUGUGGCAAAAGAGGUACACGCAUGGACAACAUGCGCAGCCACGUCAGAUCUCAUGGCAAACAUAUGACAAGAGAUGAGAUUUUGUCAAUGAUUGAAGAGGCCAAGUCAUAAAAGGGGUCUUACAUUGCUGUCAGUUACUAAAUGCUAUACACAUUUGCAACAGCUGUGAUUAUGUUUUUUAGAAGCUAUACAUCUUGUUUGAUAUCUACGAAUUUUGAUAUGUAGAAAAGAAAAAAGGUUUCUCUUUAAGUUGUCGGGCAAUUGACAGUUCAGAAUUUUUUGUUAUUAGUUGUCACUGUUGCUGUAGACAGUGAACAUUUUUUUGGUUUUUGAAGCUGUAAUGGACCUUAUUCAUGCAAGUGCCAUUUGGGAACCAGAACGAGGCCUUAAGGGCCGGUGUAGUGGUUGCUGAACUUAAUCUAUGUAUCAAAUGAUCUGUAAUACUGGAUUUGGAAUCCACUCCACGUUCUCACAUUUAUGAUUAACGAAGAACAAACACUUGAAAAAAAAAAAUCAUAGACUGAUACUGCAUUUUUGUUUUGCUUGCGAUAUGUUUGUGUGAUACCGUUUUGCAAUAUGCGAUGUGCUUAUACUAAUCACACUUUUCUUAACAGUUUGAAAGAGUGAAACAAUAGAAAAUUGCAGAUGUUACUAUUGUUUUUCAUUUUCUCUGUGCACUUUCAUUAUUCAACAUAUGGGACUUAUCUUCUGUCACUGACUUGAUAAUUUACCUUGUACAUUCAUAUUUCUAGUAUUUCUGUGCCACCAACCUGUUAUGUUUGUUGUAUCUCAUGAGACUAUUUUGAACAUUGUGCACAAUCUCGAACAUUUAUUUUUAUAAACUUGUGUAAUUUGUUUUGUUCAUGUGUAUAUUGCACAGUGAUAUAUCUCUCUUGAAUUUGUGUCACCAGCCUAUAUAAUUUUCUUUGCUCAUGUAUAUCUAUUGCAGCGGUAUACAUCUCUUAAGGUUCAAAUAAAAAUUACAUUUAAAAUCAAAAUUUUUCAUUGUACGCACCCAAAAACAUUUUCCAUGUGCUACAAAUAUGGUAUUUUAACACUCGAUAGUAUAAAACUUAUAAAAUGAUUCAAAACAAAUAUUUUACUCAUUAGUUCCACCUUAAAUUUAUGUCUCUAACAGUAUAAUUGGCUUUGUCCCAUGUAUAUAUUGCACAGUGUAUACACAUCUCUUGUAUUUGUGUCACCAGUCUGUAUAAUUUGCUGUUCGUCAUGUGAAUAUAUUGCAUGUUGUGUACAUUCAACCUAAUGUUUGUGAUUAUGUUGCCUGCCAACAUUAAAAUUGAACACAAUGGUUUUUAUAUGGCAUUUGGUAAAUUCCAGCCAUUGCAAAUGCAAAAACAUAGUUAUGCAUUUAAAAUGUUUUUACUUUUACAGGGUUAACAUCAUGAAUCUUAUAACAGUUAUGGUAAAAUUUACCAUAUGCAAAUGUAGAUUAGGAACAUCUAUGCCUAGUACAGUAUUCAUAUAUUCAUAACUGGAGUUGUGUAGAAAGACAUAAGAAUAUAUUACCAUUAUUUAACCACCAUUUAACCAGUGCCAAUCACACUUAGCUGAUAAAAUUUUAUAAUAUAUGCCAGAAUGUCAUAAUUGUAAAAGAGAUAUUUCAACACUUUAAACAUGUAAAUAAGUGUGUUAGUGUGAACAUUCAUAAAAAGAAAACAGAUGAAAGAAGGGUGUGCUUUUUACAUUGUAUUUCCUUUGCUAUACAAUAAGGUUAGUUGUAGAGUAAUAAAUAAUACUAUGCCAGGGUCUUUUGUAAUGACUAUCGCUCUGCCGAACCAGAUUUGAUGCCAUAGGUCACCAUGAAAAAUUAAAUUAUAGGUACUCUGUAGUUAUAAGAUUUCAGAAAAAUUGUUGUUAAUUCCUUAUUUGCCAUGACUUCAUCCCCAAGGAUCAUCUGUAUAUAAAACAAUCAAAAGUGACAUCACAUAAUUGUUUCAGCUUUUGUAGAUGAUAGAACUUCUGCAGUGUGAGUUUUUUUAUCACUUGUGAAUGAAAGAAAUGAGUCUUGCCACCACAUCAUGUCAUCAUUUGUACAGACCAGUCUACAGCAGUGCCUGUGCCAUUUGACUUUAUGUGUGAAGCUCUAGGGGAUUCUUCUUCAUUACCAUGAGGCCUCGUUUUAAAAAACCUGCAUUAAUAAGGUCCAUUACAAUGAAAUGAUAUCAUUUUAAAUCCAAGAUCACAUUUUUCUUUUCUAUAACAAUUGGUAUUGUUACUAUCCCUUUAAAGAUUUUUUACUAAUUUACGAAAUGAAUGCAACUAGAAGAUGUUGAUGUGUUUUAUUUGUUAAGUUGCCCGGUCAUUGUUUAGAUCAUCCUUUUCAGCACUUGCUAAUUUUAUGUGGAGACAAGUUCUUUCAGUCUGUUUUUCCACUUCAGUAGUUUAAUGACUAACAUUGAUUGCGGAUAAUAUACUAGUUUUGCAUAUGAUGUAUGUUUUUUCUAGAAGUGGUUCAAAGCAAACAUCUCAUGCUUUCCUCAUUAAAAGAUCUUUAACAUGUGUUAGUACCUGUACCUACACCAUACUAUUGACUUAGGUGACAGAGUGGUGAGAAUAGAUGUUUUUAAAGGGCAGAAGCAAAAAUGCAGCUGCGAUGUUUUUGUUGUCAUUCCCAUGUGCUAUGUACUAAAUUUUAUUGACAGAGACAUGGCAAUGUUUCUUUAAAUCAUUUGUUAAUGUAUUUUUGUCAUGAAAGGGCUCUAUUUGAGAUGUUGAUACAGUAUUAUGGGCCAUAACUAUAGGGCUUUUUGUAUGUUUUUUGUUGUUUUUUUUUUCCAUUUAUCUUAUUAGACUAUUUUGAAUUGUGAAAAGAGCACCCAUCAGGAACAGGAUGAAAAAUUUGCAUUGAAUGAAAUUAAAGAGUGGGUUUGCUGGGAUUUUUUUGUGUUUUGAUAGAAGCAGUGAAAUUGUUCAAAGCUAUUACAAAACUUUACUGUUUUCUUAGUAAAUUAUCCUGAUCAAACCUUCUGUUGGUGUUAUUACUGUCAUAUGCAGCUUACAUGUGUUUAGUUAUCUGCUGUGAUUUGCUGUUUUUGUUAAAACGGAGAGCUUUAUAUGUAUAAAAUAACUCCUUAUGGCCUUUUGCUGUUAUGGGAUGUUAAGAAAAGUAUUUGUAUGGUUGUUUCUAUUGCAGGAAAUAUACCACCAAGGUUUUCCCGUAAUUUGAAUAUUCAAUAGAUCAAAAGUAAAAAAAGUGUUGAGAUACAGUAAUAGCUGCUGAAAUAAAAUGUUAGGAUAAAUAAUAUUAAACUAUUCAUCCAAACAGUGUGGCUUUUUCUGUGAAAUGUCAAAGGUUACAUUAAUUAUGAAGAUAUUAGCAUCUUGCUUUUUACCUCAGCAAUGUGAGCCUAAAUCAUUGCUUCUGAAGCUGAUCAUAAGCAGCAAUCCUUUUGCAUUAUACUUUUGUUUUAUAAUUUACAAUAUCAUUCAGUGUUAAAUAUAAAUGCCACAAAUAAAACUUAUUUAUUAAACAUAUGCCUAAUUUUUUUUUUAUAUUUCACUAACAGUAAACAUAGCCUGUGAGUUAAAAUGGUAUUUCUUUGGGUUUUGAUUUCCAUGGUGAUGAGGGAUGGGUAAAGGCAUGCUGUGAUAAAAGGUAUGAUCAGAACAACUGUGUUACAAACUGUUAUUUUUUUUAAAUCAGAUGACAACCAAAAUAUUCUUGCUGGUGAGAGAGCCGAUUAAAAUGUAUGGGAUUAUUUUUUGUAGGAUAACUUUAUUGAAGUGGUAUUGACUUCUUGGGUGUUAGUAUGGGGUAAAGAAGUGAGCAGUUUCUUAUACUACCAAGAAAAUUCCUUAUUUGAAUUGAGGCAUGUGCUUUACCUCCCUUCUCCCCAGCCUUGUCAGCCAUCCAGCCACUGAUUUAGUUUGUGUAUGUGCUUGUUAGUCUGCUGUUUCUGACUCUAUCCUUUUACAUAUGACAAAGGUGAAAUACAGAUAGACUUAAUGGCUGGCAGCUGUUGAUACUAUUGCUGUCCAGAUUGGAUAACACCAGCCUUUUUUUGUGGUAUAUUUUUGUCAAAGACAGCUUAGAUUGGGACACCCCAUAAACAUGUUUGGUGCUUGCACUCUAAUUUCUAUGCAAAAAAUACAUAAUGUUUAGCAUUUGUAAGGUACACUUUAGUUAAAAGACUUAAAGCUGUUUUGUUUAUUUUAGCAUGCUAUGUACAUGAAAAGAAUCUACAACUAUUACAUGAUGAUAUUUCAUAAGCUUUUUUUUUUAUGGUGCCAAGUGUCUGAUUUAACAUUGUUAACAUCUCCACAGCUUUAUGUAGUGCCACUUUUAUUUCUAAUUAUCAGACUGACAAAUAAUGAUAGUAGUGAUAGCAAUGAAGAUGAGCAUAAGAUUUGUUGAAAUUGAAAGAUAUUUGUUAUACCUUAAUGCAUACAACUGCUCUUUAUUACAUUUUGUUUGUUCACACAGGAAAUAACAAAGUCCACUUUCAGUAAAAUGAUAUAAAAUGUGAUAUUUUAAAUGACCGAGAUCAUGCUUGCCUUUGGGUUGUAAUAACAUGCUCUACAUCACCCAGCAUCGUUUUAAUUUUGAUGAGUUUUUUACGUUUUGAGAUGGAUUUUAAGUUUCUUUAUACAGUUGAAAUUUUAGUGAAUCUUUGUUUUCAUUGCUGCCUUACGUUGAGAAACAGCUUCAUUAUAUGAGUUUUAUGUAAUAAAAUUGUUGAUUAUGG